AUGUCUGACCCUUGGGGUACCACCACUGACGCCUGGGGCACUGGCAAUGCUACCGCUGGCAACGACAUUCCCGCCGACGAUCCCUGGAACAACCCUAAGGGUGGCGAUGGUGGUGACGGCGGUGAUGGAGGCGACCGUGCCUGCUUCAACUGCGGCCAGACUGGUCACAACAAGGCCGAUUGCACCGAGCCUCGCAAGGCUUUCGAUGGCACUUGUCGCACUUGUGGAGAGGACGGCCACAUGCGCAAGGACUGCCCCCAGAAGCCUCCUAGUGUUUGCCGCAACUGUCUCGAGGAGGGUCACGAGACCGUCGAGUGCAAGAACCCUCGCAAGCUCGACCUAACCAUGGUUGCUGAUAUUGAUGCUGAUAAGGCCUGGGAUGAAAUCCACGAGGCUAUCCAGGAGCGCGACGGCAUUGAUGCCAAGGAGGCCAUCCAGAAGUAUCUCAAGCACUUCCCCGAGAUGACCUACAUUGAGCUGGAAAAGGCUUUCCGCAGCCAGGAGAUGAACAUCUACCUCAUCGCCACUGAACGUGUCUUGGCUCCUACUCACACCAACAUGGAUCUCCAGGGCAACCUGGAUAAGAAGUACACUGUCCAAUACCGCUUCUCUGCGCAGCCUGACCGCCAGCGCGAGAAGACUAAUUGGCCUGCUUCGCCCGAGGAGAACAUGACUCGCCUCGAGGAUGCUGGAGAGCCCGUCUCCCGCCUUAUGCAGAAGUGCAGCAAUUGCGAGGAGCUUGGCCACAGCUACAAGGCGUGCCCUCAGGAGGCCAUGGAGAAGGCCCGCGUGACUAUCGCCUGCUACAACUGCGGUGAAGAGGGUCAUCGUGUCCGUGAUUGCCCUACGCCUCGCAUUGACAAGUUCGCUUGCAAGAACUGCGGCCAGUCUGGCCACAAGGUCUCCGAGUGCCCCGAGCCUCGCAAGGCCGGCGAUGACGUCGAGUGCAACAAGUGCCACGAGAUGGGCCACUUCUCUCGCGAUUGCCCCCAGGGUGGCGGCGGCGGUCGUGUUUGCCACAACUGCGGCCAAGAGGGCCACAUCUCCAAGGAGUGCCCUGAGCCCCGCAAGAUGAAGUGUCGCAACUGCGACGAGGAGGGACAUCUCUCCAAGGAUUGCGAGAAGCCCGUUGACAUCACUCGCAUCAAGUGCAACAGCUGUGGCGAGAUGGGUCACAAGAGCUACAAGUGCCCCAACCCUCCCAAGGAAGACACUGAUGACUUUGGUGCCUCCAACAACGCGCCUAGCAACGCCUUCGAGAACACCGACACUGGUGAUGCUUGGGGUGGCGGUGGUGGUUCUACCCAGGACACCGGCAAUAGUGGCUGGUAG
This is a messenger RNA of Colletotrichum orchidophilum, 1332 nucleotides long. Its product is annotated as zinc knuckle. Lineage: Eukaryota; Fungi; Ascomycota; Sordariomycetes; Glomerellales; Glomerellaceae. Gene Ontology annotation, molecular function: zinc ion binding; nucleic acid binding. Bases 1 to 1332 code for a protein of 443 amino acids. The record is from RefSeq and is a predicted model, not a curated record. The transcript has 7 exons.